GAUUAUCAGGCAGGCAGAUUUUUCUUAUAGAAAGAAUGUUGUAAUUAUUGUGCUUUAUUUAGUCUAUAAUACAUUUGGAAUCUGCUUUGAUAACUACAGAAAAUAAAAGUUCUUCAACACGAUUAUUCUUCAAGCAAUUCUUUAAACGGGACAAAUACAUUGUAUCAAAUCUGCCAAAUGUCUAAGCCAAGUUGCCUUGAGGGUCACCAGGGGGGCGAGUUGGAACUGCAUCGAGAGAUAUGCGUGGUACGGUUGAUGUUCCGGUGCGACAUAUGCUACGAUGAUUACGUGAGCAAGGAAGGCAUUUGGAAUCAUCUGGACCUGCAUGAGAUUGCAGAUGAAAGUAAGGAGUUGCACUAUCAGGAAAUAAAAGCUAAGGACAAAUUGUAUCAAUGCGCACUCUGCAAUGACCAACGUGCUUAUUUGGAGAGUCUCUACUGGAAGCACGUGCAAGACGUUCACGAUGGCUUCUUCCUGCGGUGUCCUGAGUGUGGAGAAAGCUUCCGAUCCGAAAAGCUCAAGCAUGAUCAUGCCAUCAGUCAUUGUAAGACCAGGGAUCAAACGGUAACAUCGAACUGGAGUGACCUAGAAGCGGAUCGCAUAACAUUUAAACGACGAAAUCAUCAAGAUAAUGACGAAGAACAUCAAAAACGAGCCCAAACUAAUGAUAUCAAAAUGGAAAGAAAAGUAAAGGAAUCAACGCUACUGUCACACGAAGGAAAAUCAUCCAUAAAUCCAUCCACCAAAGUUGAUCCUCAAUCAAGUGAACAGUCAUUUGCCGACUUAGACUGUAAUGAUGCUACGGAUAGUCACAUAAUCAACAAGGAGUGUAAGGUGAUUCCUGUUGCUACUUUAAACAAUAAUUCUGAAGUACAAGUCCGGUCAGAGAACAUUUCGCAAACAUUUGCUGAACAUCCGCCAAACCAGCCAUAUUUGUGCGACAUUUGUGGAAGUACUUUGACCAGUUAUUCCCAGGCCAAAUAUCAUAAAUUGAAAAAGCACACGGAUGGAAAGCUCCAAUGUCCUCAUUGUUUUAGGAUGUUUCACCUGAAAAAUAAGUUUAAAUUACAUAAGUUAGCUUGCGCAGGAAGGAAAAAUGCAUGUGAAUUGUGUGGUCGAAAGUUCAAAAACCCAAUCGGUGUCAAACGGCACAAGCUACGAUCCCAUCAUGGUAAGAGACCUUUAAAAAAUGAUAAUAACGAAGGCAAUGAGGAGCAAAAUCAAAACAGUGCCGUGAAGAUGGAUUCUGAUGAAUCAUCAGCGAAUUGCAGUGUAGAUAAUUCAGCUUCGACACCAGUGAAGAGUUCCGUUGUACACGAUUCUUUGAAAGCAGUACCGCAGAUCUUGCAGCCACAGGACAAUCCAUCGAGCGGAUUAUCCAAUAUUAAGUGCUCUUACUGUACGAAGGAAUUUGCUAAUGGACUCUUCCUACGUCGUCACAUCGAACAUUGCCAUGUACCAUGCGUAUGUAACAUUUGUGAUAUUACUUUCGAAAGUUUUGUGAAAGCGCAGUAUCAUAAGAUUAAGUUGCACAAGGAACCGAAGCAUAGAUGUCCGCACUGCCCAAAAACAUUCGAAAAGUCUAUACGAUAUUCGCUGCAUUUAGCCAUUUGCAAGGAAAGGGAGUUUUCGUGUGAUUUAUGUAAUCAAAAGUUCAAAACUUUAAAAUAUGUUAAAAAGCAUAAACGUUUGUAUCAUCAAGAUAAGAAUGCGGUAAAGAAAGUGUCUAAGAAAACGACAAAGAAAGCAUCAAAGAAAGCGUCAGAGAAAGCGGUCAACAAAACUAAAAAUUGCCGUACAAAUGGCAGUGAGAAACGAAAACGAAAGCAACCCAAGAGAGGUGCAGUCGAAAAAUCACAAAACUCAAAACUAGCUGUCAUAACUGAUUGCCCGAUUUGUGGGAAAACUUUCAGCAGUCAGCACGUAGUAUCCCGACACGUUAAAGCAACUCAUCAGAUGACUAUUUGCAUAAUUUGCCGAACGACGUUCUCCAGUGCAGAUGAGCUGAUGGACCAUAAGCGCACUUGUCCUAAGAACCCACCAGAGCUCUCCGAUUCUCAAUUCGGUACAAGGAGAAUGUCACCACUAGGUGAUAAUAUUGAAAUAAAAAUGGAAAUCCAAGUAGAGGACACAAUGCUGCAGGAACAAGAAUACCAAGUUCCUAAAGAUGACCAAGGGAAAUCAUCCAUCACAACUUUGACCAAGAUGAAAUUUCAGGAUCCUGGCGGCAAAUCGAAAGACAUUGCAUCCGAAGAUGUAUAUCUUGGAAAUGGAAUCAAAAUCAAACAAGAAUGUCCAGAAGAAGAGGAGGACACCUUCAUCGAAUCUCAGAGUACAACGGAAUGUUCGGUAUGUCGUGGAGAUAGCAGCGAUCGAAACGAGCCCCCUUUACGUCAUGAAGCUGAUGAUCAGUUCAGUCCGUGUUCAAGUUGUGGGCAUAUCUUUGCCACCAGAAAAAGAAUGAAGUAUCACAUGGUCGUAAUUCCCACAGAACCAUGACAAAGUUGUUCAAAGAGCUUUCAUCUCGUCUGCAACGACGCAGAAUCACACCGACAUCCCCGAAGAAAUUUAAUUAAAUAUAGUAUUAUAACAGCUCCCUUCCUCAGAGCGGCAAG
Messenger RNA from Ochlerotatus camptorhynchus, 2615 nucleotides. Its product is annotated as zinc finger protein Xfin-like. The coding region runs from base 178 to 2499 and encodes 773 amino acids. Gene Ontology annotation, biological process: regulation of transcription by RNA polymerase II. Gene Ontology annotation, molecular function: chromatin insulator sequence binding. Lineage: Eukaryota; Metazoa; Arthropoda; Insecta; Diptera; Culicidae. The transcript is spliced from 10 exons. The record is from RefSeq and is a predicted model, not a curated record. Gene Ontology annotation, cellular component: chromosome.